This is a messenger RNA of Paramecium tetraurelia, 1689 nucleotides long. RefSeq lists its product as uncharacterized. The transcript has 5 exons. The record is from RefSeq and is a predicted model, not a curated record. Gene Ontology annotation, molecular function: ATP binding; protein serine/threonine kinase activity. Gene Ontology annotation, biological process: protein phosphorylation. Lineage: Eukaryota; Ciliophora; Oligohymenophorea; Peniculida; Parameciidae.
AUGAAAUAAAUAGUUUAAUCUGCAAGACUCCCUUCAUCUCCAAUUUUCCAUAGAAAAAAACCUACUGAGCUCCAGAAUCCCUUAGAACAUUUAGUCAGAGUACAAUCACCUUGCGGAAGUACAACAAAUAAUGCAUUUGGAAGAUGUCCCACAGUCAAGACUUUGAAUAGUGAUAGAGAUCCUGUUGAGAUUACUAUAACGUUAAUGGUGGAUGGUUAGAAAUUGAUUGUACCAAUAGGAAUAAAUCAAAGCACCACAGAUUUAUAUAAGAAAUUAAUAGCGAAAGUGAAUCAAGUAAACCCUGCAAUCGUGCAUUAAAUUAAACAUUUUUAAACUCACAGUAGCCUUAAGAAUUACAAUAUUGAUUACUAUUUAUCACUAGAGCAUCAUCCGUUAGAUGUAUUCAAAGAAUAAAGACAUUUGAAAUUAGAACCAUAUAUUUCAAAAAAAGUAAAUACUUAAUUAAGCAUCGAUGAUUUCGAAAUACUUAAAUGUAUUGGAGUAGGUGGAUUCUCCCGUGUUUAUUUGGUUCGUAAGAGAGACAGCGGAUAUUUUUAUGCGAUGAAAUUGAUUGAUAAGAAUUUCAUUUUGAAUUCAAAUAAAGAGAUAAUUAUUAAUAAUGAGAGAUAAGUGAUGGAGUAAUUGAAUUCUCCUUAUUUAGCAAAACUAUUCUACUCUUUUGAAACCAAGUACUAUUUGGUCUUUGUUUUGGAAUAUUGCGCAGGAGGAGAAUUGUUCUAUCAUUUACGGAAACUACGAAGAUUGAAUGAGGAAUUAGCCAAACAGUAUUUUGUAUAAGUCUGUUUGGCAAUCCAAGAAUUACAUCAAUAUGGAGUUGUUUAUAGAGACAUCAAACCUGAAAAUAUCCUAUUAGAUUUGGAUGGAUACAUACGUCUAUCUGAUUUUGGACUUGCCAAACCAAAUAUGGACAGAGAAGAAACAGCCUUUUCCUUUUGCGGUUCUCCUGAAUACAUGUCACCUGAAAUGCUCAUGAGAAAUGGCCAUAACUUCAUGGUUGACAUCUACUGUCUGGGAGCAUUGUUAUAUGAAUUUAUAUGUGGAUCUCCUCCCUUCUAUAGUAGAAACAUUGAGUAGAUUUACAAUAGCAUCUUGAAUGAUAGAAUAUCAUUCCCUCCUUAAUUGCAAAUUCAUUCAGAUCUUAAAGAUUUGAUUUCUAAAUUAUUAAUCAAAGAUCCUUAGUUGCGUCUAGGAUCCAAAAAUGGAAUUAAAGAGAUCCUAUAACACAGAUGGUUUAAGGGAUUCGAUAUAGAAGCCUUAGCUAAAAGAAGGGUGAACAUCAGUUAUCGUCCUAAGCCAUUAAGUUAUAAUUUCGAUGAAGUUGAAUUUAGCAAGGGAGAUUAGGAAUUUUAAAAAAAACUCUAAGAAAAUUUGAAGAAAGAAAAACAGAGUAAAUUUAGUAGAUAUUUUCCAAAUUUUGAGUACACAAAUUAGAAUAUUCGUGAUAGCAGGGAGGCUAUUUUAUAGCUCACAUUAAAGCAGUAAUAGAUAUAAGGAUAGUAAGGAUUGCCCAAGCCUUAGUAAAGAACUUAGAUUACCUUAUCUCCACUUUCAAUGGUCAAAGGAGUAUCAAACAUCAAGGCUUUGACUUAGAGUUCCUUCAAAUAGGCAUCAUAAUGCAAACGCUUUAAUACUGACAUCGACAUAAGUAAGAUAAUUAAGAAUAUGUGA